AUGGCCCCCAAUUUUCGUUCCCUCUUUUCCAGAAGAGGAAGGCAGUGCACAGCCGAAGAGACGAGAGAAAGGGUUUCGAGAUUAAGAGUUUCAAUGGAUGAGGAGGGGGCGUUUGAGGACGCUAACACCGAAUUGACCCAUUUAUCGGCGGUGGCGAAUGCGUUUGAGGAGCUUUCUGCGAUUGUGAAAUCCAAGGGGUUCAAUUAUGAUCUUCGUUUGGAACCCUUUUGCGAUGCUUGUUCGCUUGUUUCUGUUCUCUUUGGUUCUCUGGGCAUUGCUUUUAAAUUUGCUGAAUUGGAGUAUGUUUCAAAGGUAAAUGAUUUGGCAGAAGCAUCAGGGAUACGUGCAACAUUAAAUAAUAUACUUGAUUUUGACGUAAGAAAUGACUCAGUGAAAACACAAGGAAGCCUAUCACGUAACUUGCGCAGAGUUAGGCUGGGUAUUGAUCUCAUCAGAGCUUUAUUCCAAAACUUCUUGUCAUUGGAUGAUUGUUCUUUAAAAGAAGCGGCUUCAGCAGCUUAUGCAAAAACUUGUGCACCGUAUCACGCAUGGGCCAUCAGGACUGCUGUUUCUGCUGGAAUGUGUGCACUGCCGACAAGGGAACAACUACUGCUGAGGCUAAAUGAAACUGAAGAGUCAGCGGAGAAGGAAAUGCGAAGAUACAUCAAUGCUUCACUUCCAAUCAUAGAAUACAUCGAUAAGUUGUACACUUCAAGAAAUAUCAGCUUGGAUUGGUGA
Fraxinus pennsylvanica is the source of this 738-nucleotide messenger RNA. NCBI's taxonomy places the organism in Eukaryota, Viridiplantae, Streptophyta, Magnoliopsida, Lamiales, Oleaceae. The record is from the annotation of a GenBank genome assembly.